AACGCGCCUGCGCAGAGUAGCGAAGGUUGGGUGGCGGUGGGGCUGUUGUCGUUCCUGCUCGCGUCCCGGCCGCCCUGCCUGCGUGCGGGUCGGGAGAAGGCGGGGUUUGCGGGCGCCGUCGGACCUGACGCGACGGCACCCCUGAGGAUGGCCCCGCGGGGACGCCGGUAGCGGCAGCAGGUCGCCAGGCAGCCUGGGGCCCACCUGGCAGGCAGCAGCCCGUCUCCGUGCCCUGUGGUGGCAGCAACAUGAGUGAGGUGUCAGUGAUUAAGGAGGGAUGGCUGCACAAGCGAGGGGAAUACAUCAAAACAUGGAGGCCCCGAUACUUCCUCCUCAAAAGCGACGGCUCUUUCAUCGGCUACAAGGAGAAGCCGGAAGCUGCCGAUCACAGCGCACCCCCUUUGAACAACUUCUCUGUGGCAGAAUGCCAGCUGAUGAAAGCCGAGCGACCCCGUCCCAACACAUUCAUCAUCCGCUGCCUGCAGUGGACGACAGUCAUUGAGCGGACCUUCCACGUGGACUCCCCAGAGGAAAGGGAAGAAUGGAUGCAGGCCAUUCAGAUGGUGGCCAACAGCUUAAAGACCCAGGCGGUGGAAGAGGAAGACAGGAUGGAUUACAAGUGUGGCUCCCCCAGCGACAGUCCAGGGGCCGAGGAAAUGGAAGUGGCUGUGACCAAGGCCAGAACCAAGGCGACCAUGAGUGACUUCGACUACUUGAAACUCCUGGGAAAGGGCACUUUUGGGAAGGUCAUCCUCGUACGGGAAAAGGCCACGGGGCGCUACUACGCCAUGAAGAUUCUACGCAAAAAGGUCAUCAUUGCCAAGGAUGAAGUGGCCCACACCGUCACGGAGAGCCGAGUGCUGCAGAACACGAGGCACCCCUUUCUCACGGCCCUGAAAUACGCCUUCCAGACCAACGACCGCCUCUGCUUCGUCAUGGAAUACGCCAACGGAGGGGAGCUGUUCUUCCACCUCUCACGAGAACGCGUCUUCACGGAGGAGCGUGCCCGCUUCUACGGGGCUGAGAUCGUUUCUGCCCUGGAGUAUCUCCACUCGCGGGAUGUGGUCUACCGUGACAUCAAGCUGGAGAACCUCAUGCUGGAUAAAGACGGGCACAUCAAAAUCACGGACUUUGGGCUGUGCAAGGAAGGUGUUUCCGAUGGAGCCACCAUGAAGACCUUCUGUGGGACACCGGAGUACCUGGCCCCAGAGGUGCUGGAGGACAAUGAUUACGGGCGGGCCGUGGACUGGUGGGGCCUGGGCGUGGUCAUGUACGAGAUGAUGUGCGGCCGGCUGCCCUUCUACAGCCAGGACCACGAGCGCCUCUUUGAGCUGAUCCUCCUGGAGGAGAUCCGCUUCCCCCGCACCCUCAGUCCUGAAGCCAAGGCCCUGCUGGCCAGCCUGCUCAAGAAGGACCCCAAGCAGAGGCUGGGGGGCGGCCCCAAUGAUGCCAAGGAGGUAAUGGAGCAUCGGUUCUUUGCUGCCGUUAACUGGCAGGAUGUGGUUCAGAAGAAGCUCAUCCCCCCUUUCAAGCCCCAGGUGACGUCCGAAAUAGACACGCGGUACUUUGAUGACGAGUUCACAGCCCAGUCCAUCACCAUUACGCCACCAGACCGAUACGACUGCGUGGACCCCCUGGACGCCGACCAGCGGACGCACUUCCCUCAGUUCUCCUACUCAGCCAGCAUUCGGGAGUAGGGCUGCAGCGCCUCCGGAGAGAGCACGGGGCCGGCCAGGGCCACCCACCCCGUCUGGCUGAUCCCGGCUUCCCAUUUCUGGGAGCCAAGCAGAGGAGCCUGAACCUGCCACAUCGACCCUUGCAGUCAGGACCAGCUGACUCACUUGCGCCCAGGUGUCCCUGCCCCCCCCCAUACCUCCCCCCUCCCUGCCUCUGGGCCACCACUGAAUGUCACAUGGAAAUUGCUUUGGCGUGUUUGGUGGCUUCUGAGGGCUGCGCUCUGGCACCGCGUUGCGUUGGCGGAAGGCAGGAAGCACCGUUCACUGCCUCACGUAUGGGCUGCCACCCUGGACGCCAGAGUGUGGAGGCCUUGGUGGCUUGCAGGGCUGUGCUAAGAGAGGCAGAGCCCCGAAAUCCCAGCGCCCUAUGGGAUAGUGGCCGGCUGGCCGGCCAGCGCUCGGGUGCCUCUUGAGGACAGUUGGCUUUUGGUGGAGCAGAGCAAUCCCCAUACCUCCGUGGGUGCUGCUGUUAAGAGGAAUGUGGAGUUGCCCUCCAGGUAAUGGGGAGCUGGCCCCCACUUAGAACAGGGGCCUUUUCAAGGUAAGCCGGGGGCCAGGCAAAACAGCUGCACCCUCCUGGCCCGUGACAGUCUGUAGCUGCUGCUUGCAAGGCCCAGGACUGGCCCUCGCUGGAGCGAUUGGGCCCAGCUGCCCCUGCCCAGUAGUUCAUCUGAAGGGGGCUGCCCUUGUGGAGCUGAGUUCCCUGGGCCAGGUCUUGUAGUGGCCCUGGCAGUGUUUCCCUCUCUUUCUCUCUCUCUCUCUUCAGCUGUGGAAGAUGGCUGCCUGCCUCUCCCAUCUCUGGCCCAGUGGGGUAGGCAGCCCCCUGACCUCUGGCCCUCCUCCUCAUGGCUGCAGGGCCCUGCCUUGGGAGGAAGGGAGGUUUGCCAGUCGGGGGCCUUUUGCCUUGCCCCCCAGGCCUAUGUGUCUUGACCGGGGAAGAAGCAGGCCAGUCCAGGCAGCCUGGAGCCGCUCGACUCUGCCAGGGCACAGAUGCUGCUCAGCUGAGUUGCCACAGAGGGCCCAGAAGCCACACGGCCAGACCCCCCCCCCCUUUGCUAAAGAGGAGGUUGUGGUCCUCUGGCAAGCAUGGCCGGGAGGUGGACUGACCUUCCUGAAGCUGGCAAACAGUCCGCAGGCCCCCCCACCCCCUGUGCAAAGAGUGGCAGGCCUCUAGGGAAAGGGGCUUCUCCAGCUGUGCUGCUGGCAGGCCAGAGCAGUCCCUCCUGCCUACCCAUGUGGCCUCUUGGGCAGGUACCAGAGGAUGCCACCUGGUGGGCUGGAAGACGCCCCCAAGGUUGCCUUUGCUCUAUCUGACUCUUCUAUUGACCUCAGCAGCAGCAGCAGCAGCCCUGGGGUUCCUGGGCUCCCUGGGUUUGGGGGACCUGCCCGUGCCAGAGACUUCUGCGAAUUCCACCAUUGCUCUGGGCUCCAUCACAAGUCUUCUUUCUACAAGGGGGGGGGGAGGGCAGGCAGCAUGAACCUGGCUGCAAACAUCCAUGGCAGCAGCCCUGCCUGGCUUCCCGUGUCUCAACUCUUGCAGGCAGCCAGUGGCAGUUGCCCGAUUCCACUGUGCACAGCCCCCAAGCAGGAAGGACGGGGGCUCCCCCAGGGCAUACGGCCUCCAGGACUCCCGGUCAGCUGCCCCUGGCGCGGCCUGCUUGCCUCGCAGGGUGGCUCCCAUCAGGCGCUCCUGCCCAAAGCCCCCUGAGAGUCGGGUGGGGGAACCCGGGCUGCUCCAGACCCACCGUGUGGCCUUCCUUCCACUGCACCCGAAGUGCCGGCAGCUCCCAGGCCUCCUUGAGCCUUUUGGGUCUGCCCAUCAGACCAAUCAGCCCAGUUCGGCUCCCUGGACUUGCAGGGCUGGGUGGGACCUGGCCCUCUGGGACGCCUGGGGUGGGGCAAGAAUAGUUUCCCAUGUUUGCUGUAGUUCUAAUUCAGAUUGACUAGUUUAACGUUGCCCCUGUUAGACGAGAGUGAAGCGCCCACUGGGCUGUAGCACGUUUUCUGCCCUGCUCGCUUCCCCACUGCUGGAAAUCAACAGCACUUCUGGCCCUCUGCAAACAGGGCCAGCUCGAGAUUCUGAGUUCCGUUUGUAAAAUAAAGGUUGCUGGAGUGUUUUUGUAAAUGUGGCUGAUAAGCACAAAAACUGGAAAGGCUUUUUUUUUCUUUUUUUUUGGUAAACCACGGAAUUGCCUUCCUCUACCCUCAGAUUUGUACGGUACAAGCAAUAAACUAUGUUAUUUCUUGGUUA
Messenger RNA from Notechis scutatus (mainland tiger snake), 3987 nucleotides. It is a transcript of the gene AKT2, whose product is annotated as AKT serine/threonine kinase 2. Lineage: Eukaryota; Metazoa; Chordata; Lepidosauria; Squamata; Elapidae. The record is from RefSeq and is a predicted model, not a curated record. Gene Ontology annotation, biological process: protein phosphorylation. Gene Ontology annotation, molecular function: ATP binding; protein serine/threonine kinase activity.